Molecule: messenger RNA, 1755 nt
Organism: Exophiala mesophila
Lineage: Eukaryota; Fungi; Ascomycota; Eurotiomycetes; Chaetothyriales; Herpotrichiellaceae
Exons: 2
Coding region: 344-1588 (414 amino acids)
Biological process (GO): dephosphorylation
Molecular function (GO): phosphoprotein phosphatase activity
Source: RefSeq, a predicted model, not a curated record
GCGAGGUUUGCUCAAGACACGCAUCGGUGGCAUCAUCGAGAUUUCUGUUGCUGUCGUCGUCGACUCAUAGCUAGAGUCAUUGCUUCUCUAGACUGACUGUUGAUCGUCUGAUGACUUUUGUCUUCUUCCUCUGUCAUAAACCCUUACAUCCCCGCCUCAACCAACCCAAUACUUCUCUCAUAUUGCAACCGUAGAGUCUUUUUGCGGUCAAGGAUUCGUCCAAGUUCGACUAGCCCUAGAUACAUCGUCAUUACUCCACGGUCACUUGUGUACUUGACAGCAUAUUAGAAUCUCGCACAUCUACCGCCAACCACAAAUCAACUCAGAAGCCAGUCUCGUCGCCAUGCCGCAAGACUCAGCACCAGAGAAUCCAACUGCCCCUUAUCAACCAUACCAGGAUGCCAUUCCACCUGAGAAUGCCCCAAUUUCUAGUGCCAACGGCACUUUGAUCUCUCCCGACGAGAGAGACAAAGAACUGUUGCAAGACUCUACUAGGGCUGACCGAGCAGCCACCCCCGAACCGGACGAAGCACACAUCGAGUUUCCUCCAGGUCUUCCAACUCCUCCUUUUAUUCAUGUCGAGGGUAUCCCAAACUUUCGCGACCUCGGAGGCUAUCAGUGUCAACCACCACCAUCCGCUUCCUCUUCUGACGGCAAAGUCUACCAGCUCCGCAAAGGCAUUCUCUACCGCUGUGCUCAUCCGACUCAUCUGACUCCUCAGGGCCUCGAGACUCUGACUCAACGUCUCGGCGUCACCACCCUCUUUGACCUCCGUUCCCAACCAGAGAUUACCAGACUCGCAGGAAACGUUGCGAGUUCUCCCAAGUCUCUCUAUCCCCUCGCCGACCCCAGUACUGGCACCGUCGGCUCGCACCCAUCUACACCGGGCCUGACUCGCAAGUUCACCCCCGUCUACCAGACCGAAGAUUACGGACCCGUUGCCCUCGCUCGCAAGCUACAGUGGUACACGGCAACGCACGACGCCCAGCAUUCGACCCUCGGCUUCUCCUAUUCAGAAGGCUUUGUGCAUGCCUAUCGUGACAUCGCCGCUCACGGUGCUUCCGCCUACACCGCCAUUUUCAAACACAUUCUGGAGCACGGUGAAACCUCACCCUUGGCCUUUCACUGUGCGGCCGGCAAAGACCGGACCGGAGUAUUUGGGGCCCUGAUCAUGAGACUGGUCGGCGUCGACGAAGACACUAUUUGCUGGGAAUACGCCCUGACUGAGCCUGGCUUGGGAAGAUGGCGAGAGCAAUUCAUUCAGAGGAUCAGCCGCACCGGCUUGGGAGGUGGUGGUAGCAAAUUGAGCAGCGAAGAAAAGACAGCCAGUGAGAAGAACGCAGUGAGCCGUGAAGAGGCGGCCCGGAUCUGCGGCUCCAGGGCGGGCAACAUGCGAGCCUGGCUGGACACGGUUUUGGACGGCGAAUUCGGCGGAGUCGACCGAUAUCUGACCGAAAAGUGUGGUCUCACCACCGAACAGAUUGACCGUCUCAGGACCAUAUUGAGCGUGCCAGUUCCUGAGGGCCACGAAGUCACUCGACGUUCUGAGAUCGCUGGCUGGACUCCUGAAGGCGGUGUCCAGGAUUGAUCAGUCGACCAGUCGGUGGGAAGUCCUCAAGGCUGGAAGUGACUCAUAUGAUAUGAUGAGAGAAGCGUUGAUGCUAUAAACCGAUCCACUCAACCUACACAUCCAUUACUUCUCCCUUCUCGUUUAAGACCAAAGAACAAGUAAAGUAUAGAUUUUGCGCAUUUUGA